UCUUUUUUCAAGAUUACAACGUAUCCCUCUCAUUUCUUUCUUUAAGUCACAUUGUUAUGGCAUCACCAACACCAUUACCAUUAACAAAAGUACCAUCAUGCCAAAGUUUAAGUCCUGAAACUUUUACCUUCGAUCAAGAUCUGGCAACAGAUAUGCUCCUCAAAUGCAUGAUCCAGACUAAUCGCCCCAUCCAAUCAUUCGGCAGCGACCGCUUCACAAGAUUAGUUCAAGAAAACCUGCAACCAGAAUACGAAGCAAGUUUUAUGCUAGUUGUGAUGAGAGCGACAUAG
Messenger RNA from Lactuca virosa, 290 nucleotides. The record is from the annotation of a GenBank genome assembly. Lineage: Eukaryota; Viridiplantae; Streptophyta; Magnoliopsida; Asterales; Asteraceae.